AUGGGGUUAGGGUUAGGGCAAAUAUGGUUUAGGAAAUCAAAGAAGUUAAGCAGCGCGACCUGUGAUUCUAUUGGAGUCGGGACGAAAUCAUCCGAUCCACAUGUCUCUUUCUGGAGUCGUGGAUUCGUGCGUGAAUAUGCGCCCGCAUUCACGGUCUGGGACCAUGUGCCGAAUCUUUGUCGGGUGUGGGACGCGGUGUGCGUGAGGAAACUGGGUCACGCGCCACUUCUUAGAAUUCUCCAGCAGCAGUCUCCGAUGAAUUUUAGUAACCAGCGGCCUUCCAUGGAUUUGCUCUAUGUUGAGGACCAUAAAUUGUAA
Messenger RNA from Ilex paraguariensis (yerba mate), 318 nucleotides. NCBI's taxonomy places the organism in Eukaryota, Viridiplantae, Streptophyta, Magnoliopsida, Aquifoliales, Aquifoliaceae. The record is from the annotation of a GenBank genome assembly.